UUUGCUCAUCAGCAGCUAUGGCUUCACUUCUCACUCUGCUGGGAGCUGUGCUCUGCUCCCUGAUGGUUUCUUCUGAAGUCGUACCUCAGGCAGACUUUGAUUUACAGGCGUUGGCAGGUAAGUGGUACCUGAUUGGAAUUGCCACUAACGAUCUGUGGUUUCUCAGCUUCAAAAACUUUGUUUUGAUGGGCACAGCCACCAUUACCCCAACUGCUGAUGGGGACCUGGAAUUGGUAUACUCUGAGCUCAGCCCUUAUGAUACAUGUUACACAAGUUACAUUUAUGCCAACAAGACCAAGGUGCCUGGAAUUUUCACAUAUGUAACUGAAUUCUGGGGAUAUGCUGAGUUGUGCAUGGCUUAUGCAAAAUAUGAUGAGUACUACCUGACUCACACCACCAACAACAGAGGGAAUGAAAGCUUUGCUGUUAACAGAUUAUACGGACGUGAUGUGGAGCUCAGCGCUGAGGUGCAGGAGAAGUUCAGGCAGUUCUCCUUGGAGACUGGAAUCCUGUCUGAAAAUAUCGUCAUCCUUCCCAAAAAUGAGGAGUGUCUCCCGGCUGAUCUUCCCUUCUGGUAA
Messenger RNA from Archocentrus centrarchus (flier cichlid), 578 nucleotides. RefSeq names its product lipocalin-like. The coding region runs from base 18 to 578 and encodes 186 amino acids. Lineage: Eukaryota; Metazoa; Chordata; Actinopteri; Cichliformes; Cichlidae. Gene Ontology annotation, molecular function: small molecule binding. The transcript has 6 exons. The record is from RefSeq and is a predicted model, not a curated record.